AUGCAUGCGAAGGAGGUCCAUUACAGGUGCGGAUCUUGCGAAAAUGGAAAUCAGACUACCGUCGAAUAUACAUGUCCCUAUCUAGCAGAGUAUCAGAAAAUUCUAGAAAAUGAAAUCUAUAUUGAUGUUGGCCUUGCGUCUGUAAUUGUUCCCUUUCCUGACACUAUUACAAUCCCUACAACCUGGUUUCGAUUUGUUUCUAAAACUGAUCUGAUUGACCUAGGUGAAAACCCUCCAUAUUAUCCAGAUUUCAUUGGUGUGCUAAAAAAAAUCAGAAAUUGCACAAAGGCUGAUAGAGAGGAAUUCAUUCUUGUAAUUCUUGCAGAUGAAAGUGGUGAUGAAACAGCAAUCAGUUUAUGGAAAGAAUGUAUUAAUGUUCCUGAAAAAUUAAAACGUGAACAGUUGGCACCUCCUCCUGCAACAACAAUUGUUGCAAUUACAAAUAUAAAGAGUUCAAUAAUUGCUGGAACUCUAAGAUUUGGAUCAUCACCUGCCACACACGUCUAUGUUAAUCCACCAGUACAGGAGACAACACUUUUAAUCGACAGGUUUACUGGUCCUACACCACCAACUCCGACACUCUCCGGACCACUGAUAGCAGUGCAUGAAUUGAUUAAUAAAAAUCAUAACGACCUACUGGAUAAAACAUUCUGUGUAAAAGGCGUGUUGUCAAAAAUCACAUUCAAAGAUUACUGGUUCCAAGUAUUGUGCCCAACAUGCAAGGAUCCAAUUUUCAGGAAAGGCAACUACUGGUUUUGUAGUGCUCAUGGAAAAACAGAGUUGCCUACUUUCCUGUACAAAAUAGUUAUAGAUCUAACGGAUCCAACAGGCUCCAUAUCUGCCCUAAUGACUGAUGCCUCAGCCCGAAAACUAAUUGGCAGUCCACCGGAAAAAAUAAUAACCGAUGACCAUGUAAGUGAUAGAAAGUUCUUGCCACCAAUGAUCAUGAAUCACAAAGACACAUCAAAAAUUAUGUCAAUUCAAAUGUUAAGAGGAUCUACCACCAAAAACAUCCGUUUUAUAAUUGUUGAUGUGCAUGAAAUCACCGCACCAAAUAAGACACUUACACCAGUUACACCAACACAAAUUUUGGCACCUACAAACACAGCAACACCACUCAGUCCAAUACAACUUCCACAAUCUUCAAAUGUUCAGAUCAAUCCUAACCUCGAAACAACUUCCACAACCGCUGAAACACCACAUGCAUCAAGGAAACUAUCAUAUGACACUACCGGUACUUACAUAUACAUUCUAUUCACAUAA
Messenger RNA from Lactuca virosa, 1263 nucleotides. The record is from the annotation of a GenBank genome assembly. NCBI's taxonomy places the organism in Eukaryota, Viridiplantae, Streptophyta, Magnoliopsida, Asterales, Asteraceae.